Molecule: messenger RNA, 1286 nt
Organism: Ictalurus furcatus (blue catfish)
Lineage: Eukaryota; Metazoa; Chordata; Actinopteri; Siluriformes; Ictaluridae
Gene: npm2a
Product: nucleophosmin/nucleoplasmin, 2a
Exons: 5
Coding region: 191-661 (156 amino acids)
Biological process (GO): chromatin remodeling
Cellular component (GO): nucleolus; cytoplasm; nucleoplasm
Molecular function (GO): chromatin binding; histone binding; RNA binding
Source: RefSeq, a predicted model, not a curated record
AUAUAUAAUUUUGUUUUUGUCUUAUUUAUUUUGACCCACAAAAGCUAUAGAGAAAUGGUCUGUUUAAGCGACUCUGUGGCUGUAAAAACAACAAUAAAUCUUUACAUCCUUCAUAACUACAACUAACACACACACACACACACCUCUUAAUUUUGCUUGUGUUGCUAGUGAGGCUUGAAAUUUCAAUGAAAUGACUACCUGCUUUGAAGAGGUUUCCAUAACUUCACUUGGCCUGUCAGACAUAACCAGCUCUUCGUCCAUUUCUGAUAAAGUCUGUGUGUACUGGGGAUGUGAGCUCAGUUCCAGCCAAACCACAGCCGUGUUUGAGGCGGAAGAUGAUCUUUUGGAGAACCAGUUCUUCAUCAAAACAAUAUGCCUCGGUGCACAGGCAAGUGACGAGAUGCAUGUAGUUGCUGUAUCAGACGGAGUUGGCGAGUCCAAGCCUGUUCCAAUUGCCACCCUGCGUCACUGUAUGCCCAUGGUCAGCUUCCCUGCCUUGGAGCUCAUGCCGCCUGUUACCUUCAGUUUGUGUUCAGGCAAAGGGCCGGUGUUCAUCUCUGCUCAACAUAUUACACGUGAGCAUUUAUUACACUUAAUCCUACGGAAAACACGGAGGAGCAGGAGGAGGAAGGAGGAGGUGGCUUCUUGGUUGACGAUUUGACGGACUGAACCAUCCUGAAUUGUCACCGAUUAACUGUGUGGAUGUAUCUGAACAUGUUUUGUGAUCAAAAUGUACAGCUCGGCUCUGUGGGUUCAAACAUCGAUAUGUGUACGUCAAUGAAUGUGUACUAUGUCUAUGAAUCAGAAAAGCAAGACAAAUGUGAAGGGAAAGAAAUCCACAGACUUGGAGUAUAUUGAGGCAGCAGGGUUGUGGUGUUAUUUGUCUGCCUUUUCUUUUAUAACUAAUCAGAUUCAGUUGAUGAACCCACGGUUAAGUGAGUGUUGAAAUGAAUGAAUGUGACGCAAACUAGAAAAUGAGAAAAGAGCAAAGAUGAUUGCCGUAUUGAAUUCACUGUUGCAUCUGAAGCUAUGUAUACAAGUGGGUUCGGUCAUCUGUCUGACCCUGAACAAUAAUUAUUUGUAUUGUUAGUAGGAUAAUUGUGGUGUGUUUUUCGAAGAAAAUGUGCAGUUAAAUGUCACUUUUAUCACUGAUGCAAAUCAGCCUGGAUGUGAAAUAAAACAUUAACAAUGGCAGCUAAGCUUUUAGAAAAGGUCUGAACACUUGGUAAGCAAUGUUAAUCAAAUAAAAUAAAUGAGGUAUUAAAAUAAUAAUUAGCUUUUAAGGG